CCUGCCCCUUGGCCUCGAGUCCCCAGCGAGUCUGGAGCCCGCGCCGUCGCCCGUCGCGUCCUCCGGGCAUGGAAGGUAGCGGCAAGCCCAACUCCGCGUCCAACAGCCGCGACGAUGGCAACAGCGUCUUCCCCUCCAAGGCACCCGCGACGGGGCCGGCGGCGGCCGACAAGCGUCUGGGGACCCCUCCGGGGGGCGGCGCGGCCGGGAAGGAACACGGCAACUCCGUGUGCUUCAAGGUGGACGGCGGCGGAGGAGAGGAACCCGCGGGCAGCUUCGAGGAUGCCGAGGGGCCCCGGCGGCAGUAUGGUUUCAUGCAGAGGCAGUUCACCUCCAUGCUGCAGCCUGGGGUCAACAAAUUCUCCCUCCGCAUGUUCGGGAGCCAGAAGGCGGUGGAGAAGGAGCAGGAAAGGGUUAAAACUGCAGGCUUCUGGAUUAUCCAUCCGUACAGUGACUUCAGGUUUUACUGGGAUUUAAUAAUGCUUAUAAUGAUGGUCGGAAAUUUAGUCAUCAUACCAGUUGGAAUCACAUUCUUCACCGAACAAACAACAACACCAUGGAUUAUUUUCAAUGUGGCAUCAGAUACCGUUUUCCUGUUGGACCUAAUCAUGAAUUUUAGGACUGGGACUGUCAAUGAAGACAGCUCGGAAAUCAUUCUAGACCCUAAAGUAAUCAAGAUGAAUUAUUUAAAAAGCUGGUUUGUGGUAGACUUCAUCUCAUCGAUCCCAGUGGAUUAUAUCUUUCUCAUUGUAGAGAAAGGGAUGGAUUCGGAAGUUUACAAGACAGCCAGAGCACUUCGUAUUGUGAGAUUUACAAAAAUUCUAAGUCUCUUGCGUUUAUUACGCCUUUCAAGGUUAAUUAGAUACAUACACCAAUGGGAAGAGAUAUUCCACAUGACCUAUGACCUCGCCAGUGCCGUGGUGAGAAUCUUCAACCUCAUUGGUAUGAUGCUGCUCCUGUGUCACUGGGAUGGCUGUCUGCAGUUCCUCGUCCCCCUGCUGCAGGACUUCCCACCGGAUUGCUGGGUUUCUCUAAAUGAAAUGGUUAAUGAUUCGUGGGGAAAACAAUAUUCCUACGCACUCUUCAAAGCCAUGAGUCACAUGCUGUGUAUUGGCUAUGGCGCCCAAGCCCCAGUCAGCAUGUCAGACCUCUGGAUCACCAUGCUGAGCAUGAUUGUUGGGGCCACCUGCUAUGCAAUGUUUGUCGGCCAUGCCACAGCUUUGAUCCAGUCUUUGGAUUCUUCAAGGAGGCAGUAUCAAGAGAAGUAUAAGCAAGUGGAACAGUACAUGUCAUUCCACAAGUUACCAGCUGACAUGCGCCAGAAGAUACAUGAUUAUUAUGAGCACCGGUACCAAGGCAAGAUAUUCGACGAGGAAAAUAUUCUCAGUGAACUUAAUGAUCCUCUGAGAGAGGAAAUAGUCAACUUCAACUGCCGGAAACUGGUGGCUACAAUGCCUCUUUUUGCUAACGCGGAUCCCAAUUUCGUGACGGCCAUGCUGAGCAAGCUGAGAUUUGAGGUGUUCCAGCCUGGAGAUUAUAUCAUUCGAGAAGGAGCUGUGGGGAAGAAAAUGUAUUUCAUCCAGCACGGUGUUGCUGGAGUCAUCACCAAGUCCAGUAAAGAAAUGAAACUGACAGACGGCUCUUACUUCGGAGAGAUAUGCCUGUUGACCAAGGGCCGCCGCACUGCCAGUGUUCGAGCCGAUACAUACUGUCGUCUCUACUCGCUUUCAGUGGAUAAUUUCAACGAGGUCUUGGAGGAAUAUCCAAUGAUGAGAAGAGCCUUUGAGACAGUUGCUAUUGACCGACUAGAUCGGAUAGGCAAGAAAAACUCUAUUCUCCUGCAGAAGUUCCAGAAGGAUCUGAACACUGGUGUUUUCAACAACCAGGAGAACGAGAUCCUCAAGCAGAUUGUGAAGCAUGACCGAGAGAUGGUACAAGCUAUCCCUCCAAUCAACUAUCCUCAAAUGACAGCCCUGAACUGCACAUCUUCGACCACCACUCCAACCUCUCGCAUGAGGACACAGUCUCCGCCAGUCUAUACCGCAACCAGCUUAUCCCACAGCAACCUGCACUCACCCAGCCCCAGCACACAGACGCCCCAACCCUCAGCCAUCCUUUCACCCUGCUCCUAUACCACAGCAGUCUGCAGUCCUCCUAUACAGAGCCCCCUGGCCACGCGAACUUUCCACUAUGCCUCUCCCACGGCGUCCCAGUUGUCACUCAUGCAGCAGCCUCAGCAGCAGCUACAGCAGUCCCAGGUACAGCAGACUCAGCCGCAGACUCAGCAGCAGCAGCAGCAACAGCAGCAGCAGCAGCAGCAGCAGCAGCAGCAGCAGCAGCAGCAGCAACAGCAGCAGCAGCAACAGCAGCAACAGCAACAGCCACAGACACCUGGUAGCUCCACACCGAAAAAUGAAGUGCACAAGAGCACGCAAGCUCUUCAUAACACCAACCUGACCAGAGAAGUCAGGCCCCUCUCAGCCUCGCAGCCUUCGCUGCCUCAUGAGGUUUCCACUAUGGUCUCCAGACCUCAUCCCACUGUGGGCGAGUCCCUGGCCUCCAUCCCUCAACCCGUGGCAGCAGUCCACAGCACUGGCCUUCAGGCAGGGAGCAGGAGCACGGUGCCACAACGUGUCACCUUGUUCCGACAGAUGUCCUCGGGAGCCAUCCCCCCCAACCGAGGAGUGCCUCCAGCACCCCCGCCACCAGCAGCUGUGCAGAGAGAGUCUCCCUCAGUCUUAAACACAGACCCAGAUGCAGAAAAACCACGUUUUGCUUCGAAUUUAUGA
This is a messenger RNA of Grammomys surdaster, 2789 nucleotides long. RefSeq names its product hyperpolarization activated cyclic nucleotide gated potassium channel 1 (gene Hcn1). Gene Ontology annotation, molecular function: voltage-gated potassium channel activity. NCBI's taxonomy places the organism in Eukaryota, Metazoa, Chordata, Mammalia, Rodentia, Muridae. Gene Ontology annotation, biological process: transmembrane transport; potassium ion transport. The transcript has 8 exons. Gene Ontology annotation, cellular component: membrane. The record is from RefSeq and is a predicted model, not a curated record. Bases 69 to 2789 code for a protein of 906 amino acids.